AAUUCACGCGGCCGCGAAAAGAUUCUGCCGCUGGAGGUUAUAAAAGUUAUCUUCGUCAACGUGCUGCGCGUUAGUGCUGAGGUAAAGCAACUCUGGGUCGGAAACCAAUUUUAAAAACCAAAAAAUAAUCAUGGAUGACGAAUCAGUUCAAAUGCUCAGGCGAGCUUUUUCGAUGUUCGACUCGACCAAGUCGGGCAAGAUCGAAAAGGAAAAGGUUCGCACAAUCCUGAACACACUCGGUCACACUUUCGACGAUCACGAGCUCGACAUAAUGCUGAAAGCCGAAGACGUCGACGGCAGCGGAGUAUUAGACUUUGAAUCAUUCUUCCGAGUGGCAUGCCAUUUCCAAGAGGAAGAUGACGAAGCUCUGCAGAAAGAACUUAAGGAAGCUUUCCGUUUGUACGACAAAGAUGAAAAGGGCUACAUUCCGACAAGUUCGCUUCGUGAAAUCCUUCACGCUCUUGAUGAUGGAAUCACACCCGACCAGAUGGACGGCAUGAUUGCUGAGAUUGACACGGACGGUUCCGGUACUGUUGACUUUGAUGAGUUCAUGGAAAUGAUGACUGGUGAUUGAAUGACUUCAAAAUAAUCUUAAUACUGAUCGUGUACAUUAUUAUUGAUAUUAUACUUAUUUAUUCAUAACUAUAAGAAGAAAUAUAUAAUUUUUAAUUAAAUAAAAGAACAUUAUUACCAAUUUUCUCUUCAGUAAUUAAUUCUUUCUUUUAAUUAAAUGUACCUUGAUUUUGAUAAACCGAAAU
Messenger RNA from Phymastichus coffea, 758 nucleotides. It is a transcript of the gene TpnCIIb, whose product is annotated as troponin C-like. NCBI's taxonomy places the organism in Eukaryota, Metazoa, Arthropoda, Insecta, Hymenoptera, Eulophidae. Bases 131 to 574 code for a protein of 147 amino acids. The transcript has 5 exons. Gene Ontology annotation, molecular function: calcium ion binding; enzyme regulator activity. The record is from RefSeq and is a predicted model, not a curated record.